Molecule: messenger RNA, 603 nt
Organism: Brachypodium distachyon (stiff brome)
Lineage: Eukaryota; Viridiplantae; Streptophyta; Magnoliopsida; Poales; Poaceae
Product: probable indole-3-pyruvate monooxygenase YUCCA11
Exons: 2
Coding region: 1-603 (200 amino acids)
Molecular function (GO): monooxygenase activity; flavin adenine dinucleotide binding
Source: RefSeq, a predicted model, not a curated record
AUGUCGCAGAUCCACCUUGUUACGAGACAGAUAUGGUCGGUAGUUUUGGCACUGGCCAAGUACCUCCCUGUGUGGGUGAUCGACAAGCUGGUGCUCAUCAUGUGCAGCCUCGUGUUCGGCGGCGACACCUCUGAGCAUGGCUUCACCUCUGAGCAUGGCGACACCUCUGAGCAUGGCUUCAGGCGGCCGGCCAUGGGGCCCUUGUCCAUGAAGCUGCAGACCGGCGCCAACCCCGUCAUGGACGUCGGCGCCUACGGCAAGAUCAAGCACGGCGAGAUCCAGGUCCUGCCGGCGAUGAAGAGCGUGCACGGGGACGUGGUGGAGUUCGCCGACGGCAAGAGGCACCCGUUCGACGCCAUCGUCUUCGCCACCGGCUACCGGAGCACAACCAAGCAAUGGCUCGAGAGCGAUGGCGGGCUGAUCGGUGGUGACGGGUUGGCAGCGCGGAGGUACCCAGAUCACUGGAAGGGGGAGAAGGGGCUCUACUGCGCGGGUUUGGCGAAGAGAGGGAUCCUCGGGAGCUGCGUGGAAGCGGAGCUCAUCGCCGAAGACAUCGCCAACAUGUUGUACCACCGCCGAAGCCUGUCCGGGGCUGGGAUUUAG